AUGGCUAGUAUGCAUCAAAUAUCUGAAAACAUGUGGUGUGAGGUGGAGGUUCGAAGUAUGUCUGGUAGAGAUUAUAGUAUUGUUGAGUACUAUGCAGAGCAUGAGCGAUACCGUUGUGGCUACUGCAAGUCAAUCGAUACCAAUUACAGUCAUGGCAUGUGGGCACAUAGCAUGACAGUUCAAGAUUAUCAAGAUUUGAUUGACCGUGGUUGGAGGAGAAGUGGACGUUAUUGUUAUAAACCAACAAUGCAUGUGACAUGCUGUCCUAUGUAUACUAUAAAGUGUGCUGCCUUAGACUUCAAGUUGACAAAAUCUCAAAAGAAAGUGUUAAAGAGGUUUCAUAGAUUUCUUGCUCAAGAUGAUGUAAGAAAUCCAGAUGGCUCUCUUGGAGAAGGUUCUGAGACAUCAGAAGGUCCUGGUGAUGGGCCUGAGGUGAUGGACAUUCCUGACCUUCAUGAAAAAUCUGUAAGAGCUGAGAAGAAUUCUGAAAAUGCCAAAUUGUCUUCUGUUGAUCCUUCACUCACUGGACGAAUUGGAAAUAUUAUAAGUAGCUUGACUGACACACUGCCUGCAGCUGGACAAAUUUUGUCAGGUACUGGAGAAUUGUUGUCUGGAGCUGGACAGUAUUUGCCUUCACCUGGACAGCUUUUAUCAGGCACAGGACAACUUUUGUCUGCACCAGGAGAACUUUUGUCUGGCACUGGUCAACUUUUAUCUGCACCAGGACAACUUUUGUCUGGGACUGCCCAACAACUCUUAUCUGCACCUGGACAACUGUUGUCUGGCACCAGUCAGUUCCUCUCUGGGGUAAUAGAUUCAGCUUCCGAAGUUUCAGAAUUGGAAACGACUCGAAAGUCAAAUUCAUCUGUUUCAAGGAAAGGAUGUGAUGCUAGUAAACCCCCUUGCAAAAAGGCAAAACUAGUCCGUUUGGAACGUAAAAAGGAAAAAUUAAUGCAGAAAGGCUUUAGUGAAGAAGAAAUAGAAAAAAUGAUGGUUGGAAAUAAAAAGCAAGCCCCUGCGGCUAAAUCUUUGGAAGAUUUUCUAAAAGACACGCUUCCUGAUUCACCAGCUCAUAAAUUGGAGACGUCAAAUGAUAUGCUAUUGAAGGAAGUGCAAGAACUUAGAAAUAAUGGAAAUCUGGAAUCUGGGCCGAAUUCCUUUUCAUCGAAUUUUGAAGAAAUGUAUGGUGAAAUAAUUGAUCGAGAAAAGCAUUCAUAUAAUUUGAUUUUGUUGGGUGUCGAUGAGGGUCAAGAGACUGUGUCUACACAACAACGAUUGAUCGAUGAUAAACAAGCAGCUAAAACUAUUCUAACGGCUAUCACUGACAUCGAUAUUGGUGAAUUUUCAACAAUGAGACUAGGUCCCAAUAAUAAACGAGGUAAUCCUGCCAAAUCGUCAACAGAUUCUCAAACAAAUUCACCAUCUAGCACAAGACCAUUGAAAGUCAUAUUGAAAAAUCGCUCCUUGAUUCGACUGGUUCGUUCCUCGCCUCCAAGUGUAGAGUUCGAGCGUACAUCCAAACAGGCCCAUGAGGUCUAUCAGAAGUAUCAAUUUGCAAUCCAUGGUGAACCUCCGGAGAAGUGCUCUUUCCGGCAGUACACACGUUUCCUUGUUUCGUCUCCCUUAAAGGUAACAAGUCUUGCUGGACUUAGACUAAACUUGAGAGAACUAUCUCUUGUACGAUCACUUCACCAACAUGCACCUGCAUUGGAAUAUUACUAUAUGGGCUUUUAUAUUCACACUUGCCCUAAAAUGCGCUAUAAAGCAGCAUACACACCAUCUUAUUUGUUGUGCCCAGAGACCUACACUUGGCAUCCAGUUGUUGAAUGUAAAUGUAAAUUAGAUCAAAACCGCUACUGCCGCUUUGAAGAGGAUACUUCUAUAGUCGAUUCUGAUGGAGAAGUGGUAGUAAAUGAAAUUUUGGUGUUGUAUCGAGGCAGGGCAAUGCCUUAUUCAAUUUAUAGAGCAAUUAACAGAGAUCCAAGUGAUGUGGUUGAAACUGUGCAGUAUGCUCAACUAGUUGGCAUGAAAUGUGCGAGACGAAUGCUGAUUGAGGUGCGAACAUCAGUUAAUCGUCAGAAACAAUUGUAUGUUGGGUGUACUGCAGUAGUUGAUGCGCACAGUACUGUGGUCAGGCUGUGUUGCCAUGCCCUCACACCGUUGUUAUCUCGGCAACUACCAAUAAACACCAAAUCUAACAUUAUGGCUGAUAUCGAGGAUACUCAUUUUGAGACUGGGGACUCUGGCGCUUCUGUUACUUUUCCCAUGCAAUGCUCCGCUCUUCGUAAAAAUGGUUUUGUUAUGUUAAAGUCUCGCCCUUGUAAAAUUGUAGAAAUGUCCACAUCUAAAACAGGCAAACACGGUCAUGCUAAGGUGCAUCUUGUGGGUAUUGAUAUUUUCAAUGCCAAGAAAUACGAAGAUAUAUGUCCUUCAACUCAUAAUAUGGAUGUGCCUUUUGUUAAACGUGAGGAUUAUCAGUUGACAGACAUUUCUGAUGAUGGUUACCUGUGUCUGAUGGCUGAUAAUGGUGAUCUCCGCGAGGAUUUGAAGAUUCCAGAUGGAGAACUUGGCCAGCAGCUUCGUGCUGACUUCGAUGCUGGCAAAGAAUUGCUGUGCACUGUUCUCAAGUCUUGUGGAGAAGAAUGUGUGAUUGCCAUCAAAACCAACACAGCUCUGGACAAAUAAUUGUAGCUUGCUGUGGGGGUGGAGGAUGUGUUAAUGAAGAAAUGGUUGAUGCUAUGUGUACUACCACAACAGGGCAUUUGUUGCUGGGUGAGGUCUCGUCAAUGUCCCAUUCGCCAAAAUCAAUAAUGAAAAUCUGUUCCAAAAAAUUUAAGAGCAAAUGUACCAUAGCUGCCAGUUUAAAAAUUGGACCACCAUAUUUCUCAAGUAAAGCUUGUUUGUUUUCUAUAUAUGUUGCAAAUAAAAGCCCAGACAUAAUAUGAAAGUAUUGUUUGAUAUUAAUUUGAUUUCUUUGCUCUCUUUAUCCUGCAAGGGACAUGAAACUUUCGUUGAAUUUUUGAAAAAAUAGACUUAAUACUGCCAGCCUGUCGUACACUGCGAUUGUCACUUGUGUUCUGGGGGGCUGGUAGUUGUCCAUUGCUUUGUCUCCCACUUCCCUUGUGAUUAGUAAAAGAUGUGUAAAUUAUAAUUCAAUUGGGGAAUGGUGAAGGGCACACAAUGAAUUUUUAUUUUGUAAUUUCCUUUGCAGAUAGAGGGGGGGGUUGGUUUUUUGAGAAUUUGUUAAAAAUUGUUCAGUUCAAUCUCUCCUGAUGCCUGUAGUACAUCAUAUUCUGUACAAAAAACAUUAUAUAAAGUAAUUAAAGGGUUUAGGGGGUCAGUGAGAGAAAUUUUGGUGACAUUUUUUGACAUUGUAUUAUGCAUAUCUCAAUAUUGUUUCGUCAGUUUUGUUUUGUCAGUUGUAAGAGGUGUUGAACUGGAAAUAAUAAAUGUGUAAUGGAUGAAUUAUGCCAAUAACUUCUUUUAAAUAUGUAUUGCUCUAUGAUUCAGUUUUAGCUCUAAGUAGUUAAAGUACUCAUUUUUGAUAUCUUAAACCAUUCAGGGAUGUUUCUCUAGGGUGUCAAAUAAUCGUAUUUACUCAUAGUAGCAGUGGAAUGCCUUUGUCGUAGCAUUAAUCAAAUUAUUUUAAAUAAGAGCAUAUUUUACAUUAUCAAUAUAUGAAGUAGCUGUCAGCACAUUUAAAAACUAAAUUAGCAUGAGUUAGAGGCAAUAAGACUAACAAGGUACAAUUUCAUGGUUACAUAUCACAGGCCACGUGUGUUUAAAUGUACCACAUUUCUUAGCAAAUGACAUCUUUUAGGACUGCUGUGUUCAGAUCAUGUAACAAUACCAUCAAGCACCAGAGAACAUUCUUAUUUAGGGGAAUUUUGUUACCAAUCUUUGAGAGGGCUGAUAGGUUUUUAUUUAGGAAAGAGUUUCAGUUUUUGCACUAUUAGCUUUGCUAGUGCUUUAGGAUAUGGUUUUAUAAUUAAUUUUUAUUUUUUAUGCAAAUUUUUUUUUGUGAAGGUGGUAGCAAAGAAUUUUCACUUUCAAUUGCCUGAAAAGUGUAACAAGGGGUUUAAAAGAUUAUGACUGAACUUUACCCUUGCCGUCCUGAUCUGUGGUUAUUAAAUCUUAAGAGCUAGUCAUUUUUUGCUGCUCAGGCUAAACUGUCUGAAAUGGAAGUCCAGAUCAUGCAUAACAAACAAAAAAUCAUUGCAAGCUCUUUGCUACCAAUCUGUUACUGUUCCUACUGUGCUCCAAUAGACUAGCAGAACUAGACUGGUUAUGUCCCAUUUCAUUUGUGGCUUUUUAAUUUGUGCAUUAAUUACACGUAUGGCAUCACUAACUUUCUAAACUUCCAUUAGAUUUCCCAUUGUUACCUCAGGCAUAUAGCAUGUCAAGAACACACUUUUUCAGGUCAAGAAUACAUUUUGUUUCUCAGGAUAAUGAAAAGUGUGCUGUUUAAAGAAUUUUAACUGUGGCUACUCCUACUGUGUUUUGUUGGUGUAGUUCUGUUGUGACUUCAGAAUGUUAAAUGUGAAAUUUAUGGUUUGAUGUCAGCCAUGUAUUAACGAUAUUAUCCAUUGUUACUGGUAGUAGGCAUAAUUCUUUUUUUAAGUUGGUCAAGAGGCUAAGGGGUAAUAAAAAUUAAUGUAUUUGAAAAAUGAGCUUUUUAAAAGCUCAUCCCAUAAUAAAGUUUUUGACGUGUGGAUAUUCAGCAUUGAUACCUUAAUGUUACUUGUUGAAAUUCAAUGCCAGAUCCUCUAUUGUAGUUCAUUGCCUAUUUCACUUGGAUGCCAAUAUGGGGGGAAUAUAAUUUCAUGUGCUUUAGUGAACCAAUCUGCCAGUGACUAGACUUGGUGUAGCUUGAAAGCUUUGCCAAUAGCCUUGUGCAAUAAGUCACAUUUUGUGAACUUUCUAUUAACAUGGUAUGAUUUGGUUUAAAUGCUACAUGUGACUGGUUUGUGAAUUAGUUAAAAGAACUAGUACUAUUAAAGAAGAGACUGUAUUGACCUUGCUGAACAUUCAACAAGUGGUUUGUGUGGCUGUGGUGUAAUGUUUGAAUUUACUUUCUUUGAUAUGAACCCCACUCCCAUAUUUUGCUCAAUCGAGUUAUAACACCAAAAGGGGAAAAGUUGCAUGCAACUGAAUAUUUAUGUUGUGAUCCUCCUUGUCUUAUCAAUUAUCUAAAAAUUAGAUGGGAGGCAUGUUUCUUGGAGGUACUUUGUUUCACUCCAGAACUCACAUUUUUAGAGAAAUUGAGGGAAAGAAGGCAAACACUGCUUCGUUUCUUCAUGUAUCUAUUUACUAUAAGGAGUUAAAGAGAGAACACAAUACUCUUUUUGUGAGAACUUGUUGCCUAAACGUAUUAAGGGAAGAAUGUCUAGAUAAGAAUGGAGAAUUCGUUCAAGCUAUUAAUCUAAGAAAGCACAACCAGAAAGUUCAAACGUCAAAUCUCCUCCUUCCCCUCAGUCCAAAUGUUGGAUGAUCGCAUCAUUCUGUAUAAACAUGUAUAAGCCUAUGAAUAACUGUAUAUUGUACUCCAUUCCUGCUUUGCUUUUUUAGUAUUGAGGGUUAAUAUUUUGUUGUGCAAAUUUUGACAACUACAAGUCUGCCCCAAUUUUUUGUGGGUUGUAAUAUACUCGCAGUAAACAAUGUAUUUGGUUGUAAGUUGUGACAUUUGUUCAUCACAAAUGUACAGAUGUGACAAUGAAUAAAUUAAUCAUUCUUGGUGACAAUUUUAAUAAAUCUCUUUACUUUUACUCCCUCAAUACCUGUUGGUGUUAAGAAGUUAAUGU
Messenger RNA from Gryllus bimaculatus (two-spotted cricket), 5801 nucleotides. The record is from the annotation of a GenBank genome assembly. NCBI's taxonomy places the organism in Eukaryota, Metazoa, Arthropoda, Insecta, Orthoptera, Gryllidae.